Messenger RNA from Sitodiplosis mosellana (orange wheat blossom midge), 1643 nucleotides. RefSeq names its product zinc finger protein OZF-like. The transcript is spliced from 5 exons. Gene Ontology annotation, biological process: regulation of transcription by RNA polymerase II. Lineage: Eukaryota; Metazoa; Arthropoda; Insecta; Diptera; Cecidomyiidae. Gene Ontology annotation, cellular component: nucleus. The record is from RefSeq and is a predicted model, not a curated record. The coding region runs from base 107 to 1579 and encodes 490 amino acids. Gene Ontology annotation, molecular function: DNA-binding transcription activator activity, RNA polymerase II-specific; RNA polymerase II cis-regulatory region sequence-specific DNA binding.
UUGACAGUGUUCAAAAAGACUGUGUUUAUAAAAUAAAACCUCUUUGUUAUUAUGAUUUUCAAAUACACAUAAGAAAAUCAACAAAACAACUUGAAUCUAUGAAAAAAUGACUGAAAUCUUGAAUAUUUGUCCACAAUUGUAUCAAACACCAUCCGAAGUUGUUCUUCAGCGUCGAAGAGCAUUUUAUUCAUUCCAUAAAGUGAAGAAAGAGCCCGUUUUAGAGUGGCUUCGGCGACUCAAAACAUGUAUAGGUGGCUGUGACUUCGGCAUAUUGGCCAAUUUUCUUUUGAUUGAUAAGUUUAUCUGUGAACUUGACAUCGAUGAAUUGCACGAGUUAAAUUAUAUUGGUACGUUAUCAUUGGAUCGACUCUUGGAGGCCCUUGAAGAUCAAACCAUUUAUAUUGAAAAUGAUCUUAACGAAGAUGAAGCAUUUGUGAAACAAAGCAACGAUCUGAAUGGGAUACUAGAAUUAAAAUUAGAUGUUGGAAAUGACAAUAUAUUCGAUGACAGAAAUAUAGACAGCAGUGACUCGGAAGACAACAAACAAAUCUCUGAAACAGAACGUGAAUUAGCGGCAAAAGAAAAACAGCCGGAAAGAAGGAAGAAUACAAAAAAAACCUACACCGAGCCAUCUGUGUUGAAACCGGGACAGCAAAUUAAAGGAUUUAUUGUUGAUGAAGAAAAUCGGUUUCACUGUUUGGAUUGUGGCCGGAAAUUUGCACGCAAAUGCUCCUAUAUCCAACACAGCAGACUUCACACCGGCUUGAAUCUCUUUUCCUGCACGAUAUGCAACAAGGUAUUCUGUAAGCCAAGUCACUUGAAGGCUCAUCUCAGAAUACAUGAACGUGAACGACGUGCUGGAAGAUCAUUCGAAUGCCAUUUGUGUAGAUUCCAGUUUUUGGCCGUGCAUGGGCUCAAAAUCCAUAUGAAUUUGAAGCAUGUAUCGGGCGUGAAAAAUGCAUACCAGUGCAAGCACUGCAACGAAGUUUUUAUGAAACAAAUGGAGUUGGACAAUCAUCUUCGAUCGGUUCAUCAAUUGAAUGUGUCACAUAAAUGUCCCCACUGUAGCAGAGAAUUCGACGAACUUCCGCAUAUGAAGGAGCACCUCACAAUACACUCGGAAGCCAAGCCGUUUAUGUGUGAAAUUUGUGGGAAUGCAUUCAAGACGAAGAAACAACUGCACAUGCACAUGACAAAGCACACGGAUGAAAGACGAUUCAAGUGUGGCGAAUGUGGUCAAAUGCUGAAAUCUCGAUCCAACUAUAAGAAUCACAUGCGUCAACACACAGGAGAGCGUCCCUUCAAGUGUACACACUGUGAGAAAACAUUUGUACAGCGCGCGAAUUACUUGAAACAUCUUCGUUGGCACAGCGGAGAUAAGCCACAUGGCUGUACGUAUUGCGAAAAGCGAUUCCCAACGUCAUACGAUAAGAAACUUCACGAGAAUAGUAUGCACACGGGAAACAAACCGUUUAAAUGUGAAAUGUGUGAUCGAGCAUUUGCACAACCGAGUACAUUGCGAGUGCAUAGGCUACGAGUACACAAACAAACAAAGCCUGAUAAUGUUAAUGGAAUUUAGUUUUUUUUUUCAUUGAUAACAUGUAUUCUGUAUAUUUAAAUAAAUCUGACAAUCCGAUCCGUUU